Messenger RNA from Epithele typhae, 1101 nucleotides. RefSeq lists its product as uncharacterized. Bases 1 to 1101 code for a protein of 366 amino acids. The record is from RefSeq and is a predicted model, not a curated record. The transcript has 15 exons. Lineage: Eukaryota; Fungi; Basidiomycota; Agaricomycetes; Polyporales; Epitheliaceae.
AUGUCGGUCUUGAAGGAAAUUGCAGAGGCGGGUGGCGAUCAGUUGGCGGAUUUGAAGUUGGUCAAGUAUGGCAUUGUCGUGGCGGCUACGUGGACUUGGGCAGAGAUAUGCGUGAAGAUGGAGGAAGAGAUCACCUACGUUUGGCCUUCCCGCAUAAGUUUCAUGAAGGUCCUUUACUUUCAUAAUCGUUACUCGCCUGUAGUGGACACGGCAUUCGCGCUCGCGAGUUCUCUGAGCAACGUUGGCAAUCACAGGCUGUGCACAGCCGAGUUUCAAGUCAUGUCAUUCUCUUACUCCAGCGGGUCGUUUGCCUCGGAAUUCAUCCUGAUAGCACGGACUCUCGCUCUCUACAACUUCCAUCCCGUCAUGAUUGCUCUCGCAUGCGCUCUUGUUCUCAUCAUGGUCGUCCCAACUACUGUAACAUCCAUUCGAUUACUCUUCCCUCUCGCAUAUCCUGGUGACGACAUCAUCGAAAUUACCGGAUGCGUACCGAGCGUGGACGAUAUCAACUCGGCUUGGGUGUUCUUCACCUGCCUCUUGAUCUCCGAAACCAUCAUUGUCUCGUUGACGUUCUUUCGGCAGUGGCAGACCGCCGAGGAGAGAGAGGGUCUGCUCCACCGGCUGUUGCGCUGGGGCAGACGGAACAUGCAAACAGACCCUACUCUGUCUGUGCCACGGUCACACUGCCGGUCCCCGCUCGUCGAGACCACGUAUCAGAACAGCUCUAUAUACUAUGUCGUGAUGCUCAUCCUCUCCACCAUUAAUCUGGCGAUGACGGCCACGAAUAACCCCGCCCUCCGCCCUGUCCUGCAGAUGCCGCUCCGCACGGUGCACGCCUCGCUGUGCACGCGCGUCCUCCUCAACCUUCGCCGGGUCGCCGCCCAAGGCGCCUCGCGCACUAUGCCAGACUUUACAAUCGCGACCCUCAGCGGCAUCGCGGUCCGCGAUCCAAACGCUGAGGGGCGCACACGUCUUGAGGGACUCGAGGAGCAUCCGUACGGCAGGGAGUGGGGUGGGGGCGAGAACACCGUCCACGUCGAGCUUGAGCUCGAGGCUCUCUCGAGCCGGCGUGGACGCUCGAGUCUGUCGCAGGAGAUGUAG